Molecule: messenger RNA, 1877 nt
Organism: Salvia miltiorrhiza (redroot sage)
Lineage: Eukaryota; Viridiplantae; Streptophyta; Magnoliopsida; Lamiales; Lamiaceae
Product: putative glycosyltransferase 7
Exons: 1
Coding region: 334-1650 (438 amino acids)
Cellular component (GO): membrane; trans-Golgi network; endosome
Molecular function (GO): galactosyltransferase activity
Source: RefSeq, a predicted model, not a curated record
UUGUAAGCAGUAAGCAAGAAUGUUGCCAUUUAAUAAGAAGAAGAAUAAAAUCAAAUCGUACAAUAUAUAUAAAUAUAACUAGUCUAAAACUAAAAAGAUUUGAUCCUGAAAGGCAGAGAGAGAGGCAUUGCGGUGAAAAUCGAGAGUGACUCACUACACAAACACAAGGAGGAAAAAGAAAGAAAGAAGGCAGAAAAAAAGAGGAGGAUUGUCGGUGGUGUUGCUAACGUGUCAGGCGCAGACCCGAUUACCCGGCCCCAUUAACCCCUACUUUUAUGAGCAGCCACCAUAAAACCACCACUCCCUACUUAUGCUCUUCCCUCUCUACCUAAAAUGGUGUCGCCGGACCAAUCCCACUUCGCAAUGCUCAAGCACGGCGGCCGGACCAAGGCCGCCUCCUUCCUUUCCGACGGCUGCCGUCUCUCCGCCGGCGCUCUCGUCGGGUUCAUGCUGGUCUGGACCAUCUGGUCCUCCUUGACCCCCACCCCCACCCCCACCCCGUCUCUUCCCGCCAAAACAUCCUCCCCCGCCGCCCCUCCUUCCCCCGACUCCCCGGAGCGCAACUUCUACGACGACCCCAAGCUGAGCUACGCCCUCGGGUCGAAGCCCGUGAGGAAGUGGGACGAGAAGCGAAGGGAGUGGCUGAGGCAGCACCCGUCUCUCGCCGCCGGGGCGGAGCACCGGAUCUUCAUGGUGACUGGGUCGCAGGCGGCGCCGUGCAAGAACCCCAUCGGCGACCACCUCCUGCUGAAGCUGUUCAAGAACAAGGUGGACUACUGCCGGCGGCACGGCAUCGACAUCUUCUACAACAACGUCCUCCUCCAGCCCCAGAUGUUCUCCUUCUGGGCCAAGACCGCCGCCGUGAGGGCCGCCAUGCUGGCCCACCCGGAGGCGGAGUGGAUCUGGUGGGUGGACUCCGACGCCGCCUUCACCGACAUGGACUUCGCCCCGCCGCUCCACCGCUACAAGGACCACAACAUGGUGGUGCACGGCUGGCCGCUCCUCCUCCAGGAGAGGAACACGUGGACCGGCAUCAACGCCGGCGUCUUCCUCAUCCGCAACUGCCAGUGGGCCCUCGACUUCAUCGACGUCUGGGCCAGCAUGGGCCCGCAGUCCCCCGACUACCACAAAUGGGGCAAAACCCUCAGCUCCGUCUUCAAGGACAAGAUCUUCCCGGAAUCCGACGACCAAUCCGGUCUCAUCUACUUGUAUCUGAAAGAGAAAGAGAAAUGGGGGGACAAGAUCUACGUGGAAGGGGAGUACUAUUUUGAAGGCUACUGGUUGGAAAUUGUGGGCACGCUCGAUAACAUCACGGCGAGCUACUCGGAGAUUGAGAGGAAGGUCGGGGCGCUGCGGCGGAGGCACGCCGAGAAGCUCAGCGAGGGCUACGCUACGCUGUGGGAGGAGCACCUUAAGGGUGCGGGGUACGGGAAGGGGAGCUGGCGGAGGCCGUUCAUCACGCACUUCACCGGCUGCCAGCCCUGCAGUGGGGACCACAACCAGAUGUAUUCCGGCGAGAGCUGUUUCGAUUCCAUGAACAAGGCUCUCACCUUUGCGGAUAAUCAGGUGCUCAGGAAUUACGGCUUCGUGCACCCGGAUUUACACCAUCCCUCCACCGUCAAUCCCCUGCCCUUUGAUUAUCCUGCUUGAUUUUCCCUCCAUUUUUCUUUUUUACUUUUCCAAUCUUUAAUUGAAAAAUGUAAUGCAUAGCGGUAAUGUAUAGUAGUAGUACUAUUAUGCGAGUGCCAGCAAUAGCCGAUACGUAUACAAGUAAAGCUAAAAAACUGAUUUCGUUUGCGUAUUUGUGGGGUUUUAUUUGUCAGGCAGGGGAUGUAUAUUAUACACUUCAGAAAUAUGCGUAUCUUUAAUUCGUUCCU